AUGGCCAAGGUCGAAACGCUUUCUCUGUCCUCUCUUCUCGCACUCUUCAGCUCACAAGCUGCGUAUCAAGUUGGAUAUGCUUGGUUGUUUGGCAUGACUCUAUGGGUCACCUUCAUUGGAGGUGUCAUUGCAUUCAAGGCCCUCCCUAGACACCAGUUUGGUGCUCUCCAGCAUCGUACAUUUCCCAUCUACUUUAGCCUCAGCAUUGGGCUCUCGUCUGCGCUCCUUGGCCUGUGGACUUACAGUCACCCAGUGGUGCUCACGCACUACCUGAACCCCGCUGUAACGGACGUUGCUCAAGCCUACGCUCUGGUGACCGUCGUGCUCUCCAACUGUGCGAACCAGUUUGUGAUUGGUCCUAUGACCAGCAAGACCAUGUUCCAGCGUCAUCGUCUGGAGAAGGAGGAAGGGAAGGCAUACAACGAACCAGGAGUGUCUGAGAAGAUGAAGGCUCUGAACAAGACGUUCGCGCAGCUCCACGGCGUGAGCUCCCUGGCGAACAUGGCGACUUUCUUCGCGGUGCUCUUCCACGGCCUGUACAUUGGCAACCACGGUGCGGGCAUUAAGAACAUAUUUUAA
Molecule: messenger RNA, 579 nt
Organism: Epithele typhae
Lineage: Eukaryota; Fungi; Basidiomycota; Agaricomycetes; Polyporales; Epitheliaceae
Exons: 5
Coding region: 1-579 (192 amino acids)
Source: RefSeq, a predicted model, not a curated record